Molecule: messenger RNA, 3620 nt
Organism: Cheilinus undulatus (humphead wrasse)
Lineage: Eukaryota; Metazoa; Chordata; Actinopteri; Labriformes; Labridae
Product: protein NLRC3-like
Exons: 11
Coding region: 1-3204 (1067 amino acids)
Molecular function (GO): protein binding; metal ion binding
Source: RefSeq, a predicted model, not a curated record
AUGACCUUGCCUGCAGUAUGGCAAACACAAUCUGAAGAUCAGAAGAUGAGUGACUGUGAGGACAGAGGGGGGGAUGGAAGGUCCUCGGUGUCAGACUGUGUAUCGUUGAAGAGUAACAAGUCCAGAGGUCGUCUUAUUGACUUCAGUAAUGAUCCUGCAGGCUCAGAGAAAUGUUUGUCUGUAGCGUGUCAGUUUCCCCAAACACAAUCUGAAGAUCAGAAGAUGAGUGACUGUGAGGACAGAGAGGAGGACGGAAGGUCCUCUGUGCCAGACUGUGUAUCGUUGAAGAGUGACAAGUCCAGAGGUCGUCUUAUUGACUUCAGUAAUGAUCCUGCAGGCUCAGAGAAACGAACUGUGAAGAGGAGUGCUCCAGUGGAGGAGCAGCAGUCCAGCUGUGCUUCAUGUCAAAAUGUCCCUAAAGAUCCAGUUUCCACCAGCUGUGGACACUGGAUCUGUGCACAGUGCAUCAGCUCAUGCAAAGACCAGUCUGCUUCAUCAGGAGAGUCCUACUGUCCUCGGUGCGGGAAAAAAUCCAGACUACAGAGGCAGAGGUCCAGUCAGCUCAGCACAGCACAAAAUAUUGAUCUGAAGGCUGUUUUAGAGGAGCAUAAGACCAAUCUGAGAAGGAUAUGUGAAAGUGUGGCUGAAGGAACCAACGAAGCAGGAACUAGAACCUCCUUCAACAAGGUCUACACUGAGCUCUACAUCACUGAGGGACACAGUGAGUAUGUUGACAACCAACAUGAGGUGAGGCAGCUUGCCAAGAUGAAGACCCUCUAUGAGACUGCAAUCAAAUGCCAAGACAUAUUCAAACCCUUAUCAGACCAACAGACACGGACCAGGGUCGUUCUGACGAACGGCGUCGCUGGUGUUGGAAAAACCUUCACAGUGCAAAAGUUCAUUUUGGACUGGGCAGAAGGUUUAGAAAACCAGGACAUCAGUCUGGUGAUUCUGCUUUCAUUCAGGGAGCUGAACUUGAUCAGAGAUGAGCAGUACAGUCUUCUUAAGCUGCUCCAUGUUUUCCAUCCAACACUAAAGAAGAUCCCAGCAGAGUCCCUCACCGUCUGUAAGGUUUUGUUCAUCUUUGACGGUCUGGAUGAAAGUAGACUUUCAUUCGAUUUCCCAAACACUGACGUUGUGUCUGAUAUCUCAAAAGCAUCAUCAGUCAGUGUGCUGUUAACAAACCUCAUCAAGGGGAAUCUGCUUCCCUCAGCUCUCAUCUGGAUCACGUCUCGACCUGCAGCAGCCAAUCAGAUCCCUCCGUCAUGUGUUGACAGGGUAACGGAAGUACGAGGCUUCACCGAUGCCCAGAAGGAAGAAUACUUCCGGAAGAGGUUUACUGAUGAAGAUCUGUCUGAAAGAAUCAUCUCACACAUCAAGACAUCCAGGAGCCUCCACAUCACGUGUCUGAUCCCAGUCUUCUGCUGGAUCACUGCUACAGUCCUGGAGCACAUGAUGACCACAAAGCAGAGUGGAGAGCUGCCCAAGACCCUGACGGACAUGUACUCACACUUCCUGUUGGUUCAGACAAAGAGGAAGAAGCAGAAGUAUGAGACAACACAUGAGCUUACCAAAGCUGACAGUGAAGUCCUUCUGAAGCUGGGGAAACUGGCAUUUGAACACCUGGAGAGAGGAGACAUCAUGUUCUACCAAGAAGACCUGGAGCGCUGUGGUGUUGAUCUCACAGAGGCCUCGGUGCGCUCAGGAGUUUGUACAGAGAUUUUCAGAAGAGAGUGCGGGAUCUUCGACAUACCAGUCUACUGCUUUGUACAUCUUAGCGUUCAGGAGUACCUGGCUGCAGUCUACAUGUACCAUAGUUACACCAUCAGGAACACUGAUGCAGUGGACACUUUUAUUGGGAAGAAGUCCCUGUAUUUCUUUCUGAGAGGAGCUAUGGAGAAAUCCCUCGAAAGUAAAAAUGGCCACCUGGAUCUGUUUAUUUGCUUUCUUCAUGGCCUUUCUCUAGAGCCCAACCAAAGACUGUUAGGAGGACUGCUGGGCCACACAAACCACAGUCCAGAAAUCAUCAGAAGAGUCAUCAAAAAUCUGAAGGAGAUGAACAAUGAAGAGAUCUCUCCAGACAGAAGCAUCAACAUCUUCCACUGUCUGACAGAGAUGAAUGACCUCUCAGUGCAUCGGGAUAUCCAGGAGUUUCUAAAGUCAGAGAGAAGACCUCAGAAACUCUCUGAGAUCCACUGCUCAGCUCUGGCCUACAUGCUGCAGAUGUCAGAAGAGGUUCUGGAUGAGUUGGACCUGCAGAAGUAUAACGCAUCAGAACAGGGGCGACUGAGACUGAUUCCAGCAGUCAGGAACUGCAAAAAGGCUCUAUUUUCUGACAGUGGAAUAACAGACACUCAUUGUGAAAUUGUGGCCUCAGCACUGAAGACCAACCCCUCCCAUCUGAGAGAGCUGGACUUGUCCAACAACAAGCUGCAAGACUCAGGAGUGAAGCAGCUGUCAGCUGGACUGAGGAGUCCAAACUGCAGACUCGAGCAUCUAAGGUUGUGGAGCUGCAGUUUGUCAGAGAGCAGCUGUGAGUCUCUGGCCUCAGCUAUAAAGUGCAACCCCUCUCAUCUGAAAGAGCUGGACCUGAGCAGCAACAAGCUGCAGGAUGGGGCAGUGGAGCUGCUUUGUGAUUUCUUGAAGAGUUCACUGUGUGGACUGGAGUCUCUGAGAUUAUGGCACUGCAGUUUGUCAGAGAGCAGCUGCGUUUCUCUGGCCUCAGCUCUGAAGACCAACCCCUCCCAUCUGAAAGAGCUGGACCUGAGCCUCAACAAGCUACCUGAUUCAGGAGUGGAGCUGCUAUGUGGCUUUCUGAAGAGUCCAAAAUGUGACUUAGAGACCAUGAGAUUGAAGGACUGCAGAUUGUCUGAGAUCAGCUCUGUUUCUCUGGCUUCUGCCCUGAAAUCCAACCCUUUCUAUCUGAGAGAGCUGGAGCUGAGCUGCAACAAGCUGCAGGACUCUGCAGCAUCGCUGCUGUGGGAUUUUCUGAGGACACCAAAGUGUAGACUGGAGACUUUGGAAUUGCUUUACUGCAAUUUGUCAGAGAUCAGCUGUGCUUCGCUGACUUCUGCUGUGAGGUCCAGAUCUUCAUCUCUAAAGAAGCUAGUGCUGAAAGGAAACAAGCUGCGAGAUGAAGACCUGGAGGUGCUGCGAGGUCUUGAGGAGAGUACACACAACAGUCUGCAAUCUCUGAGGUUUUAGUGAUAUCUGUCCCAGUGAUGAUGAAGAUGACCAGCUUUUCCCUGAUGAUCCAGAGACACUGAAGCAGCAGCAGCUUUUGUGUGAUGUAUCCUAAACUGCUACUGAGAAUCUGAAAGAGAACUCACAACCAAUGAACAUCAGUCUUUUCACGUGAGCCACCACCUGGUAAAGAUGGCAUCAUGCCAGACUAUAUAGCCUUGGCUGACAGACUGGCCCCACUACAAGUGUGAUUCUGACCGUUCAUUGUAUGCUGACGUCUCUGCGACUGUGCUGGAGUUCAAAGGUUGUCAUGGAGGCAGGUCCAAGAUUGUCAGUUAUUGCUACAACAGGAGCUGUCUUUGUGAUGCUUGCAGACCAAGAUUGUUACAGUUAACUAAAACUAACUAAAUAACUAAAACUAAAAUUUGAAAAAUAUU